Ziziphus jujuba (common jujube) is the source of this 769-nucleotide messenger RNA. RefSeq lists its product as uncharacterized. The transcript is spliced from 2 exons. NCBI's taxonomy places the organism in Eukaryota, Viridiplantae, Streptophyta, Magnoliopsida, Rosales, Rhamnaceae. The record is from RefSeq and is a predicted model, not a curated record. Bases 146 to 514 code for a protein of 122 amino acids.
UUAAACCUCUCUAAAUUUCCAUCUUCUCCGAAAAACCCUAGAAAGCGAAAUCCCAUAGAGCCAAGCCAACAUCAAUAACAGAUAGCCAGAGAGGCAGCGGAGAGGUUGAACAGAGAGAGAGAGAGAGAGAGAGAGAGAGAGAGAGAUGGCGAAAUCAAUGAGAUCGAAGAGAGAAAAGAGGCUGAGAGCCAUAAGGAGGGAGAUAGUGGAGCCCUUCUACGAGAAGAAAGAGGAAGCUAAGCUCGCUGCACUGGAAGCCGCACUUGCUGCCCCUAAGCUUCCCGUAAAGCCCUCUCCUAAUAGUAAUACCACCACCUUUUCUGCCAUGGAGGUCGCUACCACCAAUACACCCAACGAUAUGGAUUUGGUGAUGGCUGAUGACAAUCAAAGCAUGAGUUUCUUAAAAGCUACUGGUGGGGUGGGAAAGAAGUCCAAAAUGCAGUUCAAGGUGGGUAAAAGAAGGCGACAUGGCAAGGGCAAGGGCAAGGGGAAGGUCAAGAAGCGUCAUAUCUAACUCCUCAUAUUUUGUGUUGAUGCAAUAUAUCACCUGACCACAGGAGUAAUGUUGAUCUUAAGAUCUGUUUUUUUUGUAAUAAGAUUCUGAUUUUUAUUUUCUAGGUGUUUGUUAUGAAUAUCAUAGGAAGGUUUUCUAGGGAAGUACUGUGGUGGAUUUUGUUUUGUUUUGUUUUUUUGGCUGUUAGAAGUAAUGUGGUGGGUAUGUAGUGUUUCCUUUUUAAGCUGAGUUUAAUUUAUAUAUACAUUCUGCUGA